This is a messenger RNA of Plasmopara halstedii, 3039 nucleotides long. RefSeq names its product kinesin-like protein. The coding region runs from base 1 to 3039 and encodes 1012 amino acids. The transcript has 5 exons. The record is from RefSeq and is a predicted model, not a curated record. Gene Ontology annotation, molecular function: microtubule binding; ATP binding; microtubule motor activity. Gene Ontology annotation, biological process: microtubule-based movement. Lineage: Eukaryota; Oomycota; Peronosporomycetes; Peronosporales; Peronosporaceae.
AUGGGCACAAAGCGCAGGAAGGGAAGCGAGCUGCCUACAAGCACUAGUAAUGUCUUGGGCCUUUCAUAUGCACCUUCGGAGUGCCCACCACCUGCCAAGGGACCAAGGACUGCAACAUUAAUCGCACCACCGUCUAAUGCUCGCCGCUUUGGCUUCAAGGGACCGUCGAUCUCGCAGCUAUCGAUGCCUGCUACCGCCAUAGCGACCAUCAAGACCGAGCCAUUGCUUGGUAAUGAUCAGAACACAGUACGUGGUAAUAAGAUAGUUCAGAACAGCGCGGAUGUGGAUACGACACAGAGCAUAGCACCUAUAGAUUUUGAAGUGCACAUACUUAAAACUUUCAAGGAGAGCUUCGAUCAGGAAAUAGUAUCGACGCUCGAGCAGCUGCUGGCCUUUCGACCAAAAGCAAACAAAUUCGCGGUCAAAGCACGAAAGGAAGAACAGGUCAAUUACAUUAAACAGCUCAAGACUAGUGUGCGCGAUGUCGUCACCAAGAUUCAGAGCUUCAGCACCCAAUCCGCAGCGAUGGACGACAAAUUGGCUGGGCAGAAGGCAAUUCUGGAGCAAAGGUUGGUAUCACUGCAGCUGGCAGCAAGGAACCAAAGGCAAACGGAGGGUGAGGCGAAGAUACUACGAGAAAAAUGUGAGAUGAUGCAAAAAAAUAUCAUGCAAAUUCAGGCGUCAGAGCAGGAAAUCCGCCGCACUAACACAUUUUUUCGAGACAACUCUGCAAAACUUGAGAUUAAGCUCAAAGAGACUCAAAAAGAGAACGAGCAGCUAAAAAUUGACUUGAAGGCCCAUCAAACACUCUUACAGAACGAGAAGCAGCGAUUUGAAAAUGAAAGACUAGAGCUGGAAAGUAUUUUUAGGCAAAAAGGUCUUGAAGCAAUCAAGGACAAGCAAAUAGAGCUGGAUAAUUUGCAGGAAGAAGUCAGCAAGAACCGUGAUGAGCUUGCUUCAGUUAUCAAAGUGUUGGACAAAUACAAGGAUAGGGCAAUUGAUGCGGCAAACAGUCUUAACGACGAGCGUGAACGGCGUACAAGAUCCGAGAUGGAAAAAUGCACUCUCGAGGCUAAAAACCAGGCUCUUGAGUCUCGUAUGAGCAGUGCGGUGAGUGAUGCGGCAGAAUUGAAAGAAAAGCUUCAGCACAAAGAAGUUGAAGUGUCCAAUUUAGUUAAAAGUUUGACCGAAAUCCAGAAAUUUAACGCAUCCGUUAGCACCAGGGUUGAAGCUGACAAAAAGGAAUUGGCUGAUAAAGUAGAGCGACUUCAAAAUACAAUUCGAACGCUUGAGCUGCGGGAGUCGUCAAGCGCAACGACAAUGCGUGACCUCCAAAGACAGGCUGAGGUAGAAUUAAAUGCUCGAAUAGAGGCUGAGAAAAGCGAGGAGGGACUUCGCUCGCGAAUAAAAAAUCUCGAAAUUGAGUUGCAAGAGAAGUUGCAAAAAGUUGGAGUAGAGGGAGGCGUUCGUCAAAUGCUCGAGGAUCAAGUACGCGAACUACGAACCGAGCAUAUAGCUGUAAAUGCUCAGAUGGAAGCAGUGAAAGCAGAGAUGGAACGACUAAGGUCUGUCAAUGUUGUCUCAAAAGAGCAAUACAAUGACCAGAUCAAUAGCUUAGAAAAAAGGUUUCAGCACGAACGGCAGAAGUAUAUGGGCCAGAUCGACAAUUUGCAGGAGGAGAAAGUCAGUCUUGAAAGUGAAGUGAACACUUUACGAAGACGAGCUUCAUCGGUUCGUGAUGGCGACAUUGAAGAAUUGUGCAAAGUGAAACGUGAGGCUGACAUUCUUCGACGACGUCUCAUCGAGCUGACUAAUCAGGGUACUCAGUCGAUUGCUCAGAAAGACGAAAUGAUAUUGGAGCUUCAAGAAAAAGUCAAGCAGGGAGAGAAACAGAGGAGGCUGAUGCACAAUACCAUUCAGGUUCGUUCUGUCAUCUUGACAUCAUAUUGCUGUGAUUAUAUUUUUUCUGCGUUACAGGAACUGCGUGGAAACGUUCGUGUGUUUGCUAGGACACGACCGUUCUUACCGUCAGAUCAUUGCGAUCCUAACAAAACAUCACCCGUUAUUUCAUGCGAUUUUGAUGGUGAAAGCUUGAAGUUAGUACGUCCUGGGAAAAAUUCGUCAGAGCCGGAUUCCUUUGCCUUCAAGUUUGACAAAGUAUUUGCACCUUCCGCUGGCCAAGAUGUCGUUUUUGAGCAGGUAUCUGAAUUCGUCCAGUCUUCUCUGGAUGGGUAUCACGUUUGCCUAUUUUCCUACGGCCAGACUGGAUCAGGUAAAACACACACGAUGCAAGGAAGUGGCAAUGGCCAGAUGCGUGGAAUAAUUCCCAGGGCUAUUGAGAUGAUUUUACAAGAAUGUGAAGCUUUAAAAAAUCAGGGAUGGAGCUAUGUGACGAAAGUUUCAUUUUUAGAAAUCUACAACGAAACAUUAAGAGAUCUACUUGCCACCAAACAUACUGGCGAUGAAAAACUAACCAUAAAGAAAGAUACGAGUGGAGGCGUGUGUGUUCCAGGAUUGUCAAUGGUCCACAUCAAUUCCAUGGAACAAGUUGAGAAUCUCAUGGAGCGAGCGAGUAGAGCGCGAAGCGUGGCGUGCACAGACAUGAAUGCAAAAUCCUCUCGUUCUCAUAGCGUUUUCUCGCUGCAUUUGAAAGGGAUGAAGGACAAGGAUGGAAUUGUAUUAAAUGGUCAGUUGAACCUCGUCGAUCUGGCGGGUAGUGAGCGUGCUUCCCGGUCCAAUGUCUCCGGCGACCGCUUAAGAGAGACACAAGCUAUCAACAAGAGUUUAAGCUGUCUCGCUGAUGUCUUCACCGCCAUUGGAAACAAGGCUUCUCAUAUCCCUUUUCGAAACUCAAAGUUGACCUACUUACUCCAAAGCAGCUUAUCAGGCGAUGGCAAAACAUUAAUGAUGGUCAACCUGUCGCCAACACUUGAAUCGGCAAGCGAAAGUUUGUGUUCUCUUCGAUUUGCAAAGCAAGUGAAUCAGUGUGAAUUAGGCAAACCAAAGCGACAAGUCAAGUCCAGGCAAGAUUCAUCCUGA